AUGAGGGUUCUGGUGACUGUGGUGUCCCUGUUCUUCCUGGGCAUCCAGGCCGAGACUCACUGGACCUACUCAGGGGGCAGCCUGGAAGAGAGCGACUGGCCAAGGGCGUACCCUGACUGCGGUGGGCAGAGGCAGUCGCCCAUCAAUCUUCAGAGUAAGAAGGUGAAGUUCAACCAGUUCUUGAAGCCCCUGACCCUGAGUGGCUAUGAGGAGGAUGGGUUGGAGUUCUCCAUGACUAACAACGGCCACACAGUGCAGAUUGCCCUGCCUUCCACCAUGAGCCUGAAAGACUCUAAAAGCACCUUGUAUAAAGCAGAGCAGAUGCACUUCCAUUGGGGUGGGGACUUCGCAGAAAUCAGUGGCUCUGAGCACACUGUCGACGGGAUCAGGCGUGUGACAGAGAUCCACUUUGUUCACUACAAUUCCAAGUACGAGAACUUCGACGAGGCCAAGAGCCAGCCCGAUGGUUUGGCUGUGCUGGCAGCUCUUGUGGAGAUCAAUGAAUACGAGGAAAAUACCUACUACAGCCCCCUCAUUUCUGAGCUGCCCAACAUCCAGUAUACAGGACAAAUCACAACCCUGAAAAACACUAACAUUUAUAACUUGAUGCCUCGAGACACGUUCCACUAUUACACCUACGAAGGCUCGCUCACCACUCCCCCCUGCACCGAGAACGUCAAGUGGUUUGUGCUCCAUGAUACCGUCAAGCUCUCUAAGACCCAGGUAGAGAACAUGGAGAACACUAUUAAGAAUGACCACAACGAGACCCUUCAUAACAUCUACCGCAAGACCCAGGCCCUCAACGAGAGAGUGGUGCAAGCCAAUUUCCCAGACUUCUUUAGUAAGAAUCCCGACUGGUACUCCUCCAUUGAUGCUGGACUUUAUGAUGAACAUCCCGUGGAUACAGGUCUCGUUGGUCACCACCGGAUAAAGACUGAUGAGAACCUGGCAAACCAUGCUGGACCAAAGAAAAUUAAGAAGAGAAAGCACAAUUGAUAAGCUGGAAUUGGCACCUUGUGGACUCACCCUGCCCCGCCUCUGAGGAAUCCUGUCCUGUGGGUCUCCUUGCCAUCCGCAGUGAGUCUCUGACUCACUCAGGGAGUUACCACCCAUAGAAGGAAGUGAGCUACAUCAGAUGGAAGAGGAGGGGUGUGGGCGAGACACCACGGGUGGAAACAAACCUGGACAUGCAAAGGAAUCAAGCCUUCGACAACCUCCUGUCAAUCAUUCAUUAAAUUUGGGGGCUGGGGAUGCGGCUCAGUGACAGAGCUUUGGCCCUUGGC
Microtus ochrogaster (prairie vole) is the source of this 1283-nucleotide messenger RNA. RefSeq names its product carbonic anhydrase 6 (gene Ca6). NCBI's taxonomy places the organism in Eukaryota, Metazoa, Chordata, Mammalia, Rodentia, Cricetidae. The record is from RefSeq and is a predicted model, not a curated record. Gene Ontology annotation, molecular function: carbonate dehydratase activity; zinc ion binding.